AAGUUUGUUUUUGCCCUUUCAAACAUACAGAGUACACACACUGAUUUGUAUUUUCAAACUUUCCGGUUUAAAUCCGAAUUUGACAUUUGCCUGACUUUAUCCGUUGAAAAAAUAUUAUAAGCCAUGAGUACUAUAUAUAUACAGGAACCGCCGACGUAUGGCAAGGUCCUUCUUAAGACUACAGUGGGUGAUAUAGAUAUUGAACUAUGGUCAAAAGAAGCUCCCUUGGCAUGCAGGAAUUUUGUUCAGCUCUGCAUGGAAAAUUAUUACAACAACACUACAUUUCAUCGUGUAAUCAAAGGCUUCAUAGCACAAGGUGGAGACCCAACAGGCACCGGAAAUGGGGGUGAAUCGAUAUACGGUGAACCAUUCAAAGAUGAAUUUCAUACUAGGCUGAGAUUUAAUAAAAGAGGUCUGGUCGCAAUGGCUAAUGCAGGAAAAAAUGACAACGGUUCACAAUUUUUCUUUACCCUCGGAGCUACUCCGGAAUUGCAGAAUAAACACACAAUUUUCGGAAAAGUGGGCGGAGAUACAAUUUACAACAUGAUUAAGUUAGAAGAAGGAGAAAUUGUAGAUGAAGACCGCCCGGUAUACCCACAAAAAAUUAAUUCAACAGAAAUACUUUUGAACCCAUUUACAGAUAUAGUCCCAAGGGAAAGGGAACUACCGAAGAUAGCUGAAAAACCACAAAAGAAAAAAGAAAUCCAAGGGGUAAAGGAUUUUAAAUUGCUUUCGUUUGGAGAUGAAGCAGAAGAAGAUGAAGAAACUUUGCUGGAGGCAAAUAAAGAGUAUUCUAAUAAAUCUAAAGCUGUGCCUGGCUUGGUGGAAGAACCAUUACCCGUUGAACCAGAAAUAACUGAGCCAAAACUCACUGGGUUAGAAUAUGUCAGGCAAAAAUUGUCUAAAAAAUCAGGAGAUACAAAACAGGAAGAGAAAACUGUUGUGCAAGAUAGUCCUACAGAUAAGAGCAUAAUAAAGGAUAAAGCUGAGACUGAUACUAAGGACGAAGAGACACCUGAUAAUACAGGAAAAACUUCGCCAGACUCAUCUGAAAGCAAACCAUCAGUUAAAAAGGAUAUAAAGAAAGCUCACAAAAGAGAUAAAAGCUCAGAAUCAAACACAGAUGAUGAAAUGGUAAAAAGGCCCGAAAAGAAAAAAGUCAAAAGCGUUGAAACAAGUGUGGAGGUAAAAGCAAAUAGCAAAAAACAUACGACAAAUGAGGAGUAUUUGGCCUUAACAAAUAUGUAUGCACAUCUGAAACGAACAAAAUCAAAUAAAAAAACUACAGAAGAUUUGACAUUACAAAAAUUUAGAGAUUUUCAGAACAAAAUCCGUUCUUUAAAAAAUUCUGAUUCCUCUGAUAAGACGAAUGAAUGGGUUACGCAUGAAUUAAUUGCUUCAGAAAGUAGAGAAAUAUUAGCAAAGGAUGCAAAUACGAUGUCAGAUGAUUGGUAUGAUAUUACGGAUCCUCGAAAUGCAAUUAAUAAAAGAAAACGUAAGGAGUAGGUCUGGGCUGGUCUAAAACCUUUUGUUAAUUUAUAAUAUGUGAAAUUGAACCAUCCUUUUUAGUCACUUUGGGCGCUAUGUACAAUUUAUUAAUAAAUGCUAAGUAUUUCAAAAAUAUUCUAACAA
This is a messenger RNA of Cimex lectularius (bed bug), 1632 nucleotides long. RefSeq names its product peptidyl-prolyl cis-trans isomerase CWC27 homolog. The transcript has 9 exons. The record is from RefSeq and is a predicted model, not a curated record. Gene Ontology annotation, biological process: protein peptidyl-prolyl isomerization; protein folding. The coding region runs from base 124 to 1506 and encodes 460 amino acids. Lineage: Eukaryota; Metazoa; Arthropoda; Insecta; Hemiptera; Cimicidae. Gene Ontology annotation, molecular function: peptidyl-prolyl cis-trans isomerase activity. Gene Ontology annotation, cellular component: catalytic step 2 spliceosome.